AUGGCUAUAGACUUGAGGAAGAAUAAAGACUCGCUGACUAAAGCCUACGAGAAAGUUAUCGACGACAAGGAUAGCACUGAUUGGGCAUUGUUUGGCUAUGAGGGACAAACUCCUGUGCUAAAAGCAAUACAGACUGGAGAUGGAGGCAUUGAAGAAUUAGUAGACGAGCUAAGCAGUGGUAAAAUGCUGUAUGCCUACUGUAGAGUCAGAGAUCCAAACUCAGGGCUGUUUAAGUUUGUGCUCAUUCACUGGACUGGGGAAGGUGUUCCAGAAAACCUGAAGUUGAAGUACACAUCUCAUUUAAAAGAUGUCCAGGGUUUCUUGAAGACUAUUCAUAUUACAAUACCUGCGCGAAGUGAAGUGGACAUAGAUCAAGAUGAUAUUCUCAACAAGGUGGCCAAAUCCUCAGGCGCCAACUACAAUUUUCACAAGGAAAAGGCGAAACCUGUGGAACCUUCUGGACCUGUGGGCACAGAUUACCACAGAAUCAUUCCAACCAAAGAGAUUAACCUGAGUGCCAGAGAUCAGUUCUGGGCCAAAACUGAGCAAGAUGAAAUUGCAAGACAGAAUGCUGAGAAAAUAAGACUUGAAGAGGAGAGGAAGCAAGCUGAGGUGGAGAGGAAAGAGAGAGAGGUACGAGAAACAAAAGAACGAGAAAAGAAGAUUUCUGAACACUCAAAAGAAGUGAGUAAGCUGAGGCAGGCAGAAAAGAAAGCAGAUGAUGAUCCCAGGACAGCUGAGAAACAGAGAUGGGAGCAAAUUCAGAAAGAAAGCAGUAUUGAUGAAGACGAACGUGGACAUCGCAGUGAUCAGAUGAGAAAAGAUCGACAAGCUGAAGCUGCAAAGCUGGCUACUACUUCUAAAGCAUCAAAUGCCAGAGAGUUCUUCAAGCAGAAAUCUGUGGAACGCCCAGACGUUGAUGCUAGAAAAGCUCCUCCACCUCCAAGAAAAAUUCGUCAUGGGUUUGGUGACCAACAGAACAAUGCAGAACAGGCACCUCCUGCCAGAAAAGAACCAAUCAAAAUACCAGCUAGAAGUGAGCCUGAGCCACCAUCAAAACCUACUCGGCAACCAGAGCCAGAGCCUGAGCCAGAAAUUGUGGCAGAACCAGAAAAUGAACCAGAACCGGUGCAGCCUCAGAGAUUUGAACGGGUAUCAGAGUCUGAUGCAGCUCCAGGUGUGACCGCAUCAAUUCCCAAGACUCGAGACUUGCUGCGUGAUGGUCUGCCACCUCGCCAUGACUCUGAUGCUGAGGAGGAAGACCAGGACUGGGAUGCUCCACCUGCUGAGGACUUUGAGUUCAGGGAAAAACGAGUGCCUUCCUUUCACGAAGACUACACGGCAGAGCAGCACCAUGCAGAGACUCAGUCUCGUCGUGUCAGUGGUGCACAGCAUUUUGAGGAACCUGAGGAGGAGGAGCAGCAGCAGGAGCAGGAAGACUCAAUCUCAUUUGAUCCUGAGGACAUAAUCACAAACAUUGAACAAAUCGACGAUGGGUGGUGGCAAGGGUUUGCCCCCAAUGGCUCAUAUGGAAUGUUUCCUUCUAAUUAUGUUGAACUUAUUGAAUAA
Messenger RNA from Candidula unifasciata, 1569 nucleotides. NCBI's taxonomy places the organism in Eukaryota, Metazoa, Mollusca, Gastropoda, Stylommatophora, Geomitridae. The record is from the annotation of a GenBank genome assembly.